Messenger RNA from Drosophila navojoa, 992 nucleotides. RefSeq lists its product as uncharacterized. NCBI's taxonomy places the organism in Eukaryota, Metazoa, Arthropoda, Insecta, Diptera, Drosophilidae. The record is from RefSeq and is a predicted model, not a curated record.
UUGGCAGUGUGACCUUGCUAUUUAUAGCGCAUUAAUGUCAAAGUGCGCUCUUCAGCAAGCCGGCUGUAAAUAAUUCUUAUUGCAAAUUUCACAAAUUGAAAUUGAAAUGUCCACUAGUCAGGAGGCACUGCGUGAUUAUGUAGCCAAGAGCAGAGCGCAACUGCAGCAGCUAUUGCAACGGCUCAAUUGGACGGAGGAAGGCGUGCAGAAGUUGCAUCGUUCGGUGUCCCAACCAGACGAAGUCGUCGUCGAACAGCUGCCACCAAGUUGCUGCUCUUCAGCAGAGCACAGCGUACAGUUAAAUGCAGCAGUGCUGCAGCAACUGUUGCCAGGCAAACGGCUCGCCCCAGUUGAUUCUUUCGCGGAUUUGCAAUUGAACUAUAGCUCCGAAGAGAAGCUGAUCCUCUACGAGCACGUGCUCAGCUGCACGCCACGACAGCGGCUCAGUUUCGAGCAGCAGGCGGAUUUCGCUGAGCUUGUGGCAGAGACAAAAAGAGCGCACAAGAGAGCGAGAAGGCAUCGCAAGAGCAAGAUGACAUUGUUGGAGGAGAUGCAGCAGCUCGUGCACCUCCAAAUGCAGGCUCUAAAGCAGCAGCAGCAGCAGCGUGUAUCUGACAAAGAUCACAGCGAAUGGAGAAAGCCGGAGAAACGAGAUGGCAGACGAAAGAGCAGAAGCAGGAGUAGGAGUAGGAGUAGAAAGAUGAAAAAAAGCCGUAAGAGCAGGAGUAGAAGUAAUCAUAGAACCAGUCACAAUCCCAGUAAGAGCAGCAGCAGUCGAAAGAGCAGCGGAAACUCGAGCAAUCAGACCCACAGGAGCAGCCGCACCCCAGACAGAAGACGUGGGCGAAGUCGAAGUCGAAGUCCGAGUCGGAGACACAGUACAAAUAAAAAUCCGAAAUACAGCCGAAGACAUAGUCCAAGUUCCAGCAAGCGAGAAAGGAGUCGAAGUAGUCACAGGCGUGACCCAAUCUCAUGUUGAAGAGGCAAUCAAA